This is a messenger RNA of Anopheles stephensi (Asian malaria mosquito), 2999 nucleotides long. RefSeq lists its product as uncharacterized. The transcript has 3 exons. NCBI's taxonomy places the organism in Eukaryota, Metazoa, Arthropoda, Insecta, Diptera, Culicidae. The coding region runs from base 222 to 1091 and encodes 289 amino acids. The record is from RefSeq and is a predicted model, not a curated record.
CAUUUUCGGGUUUGAAAAAAAAGAAGAAAAAAACAACAAACGAACCAGAAACCGGACUGAGAAGCGAUUCGUGUGUUUUUCGUUCCAUAUAUAGUACAACGCACCAACAACAUUAUCGUUCCCAACGCAUAGUGUACGCAAACCGCACCGUUUGCCCACCUCGAACGAGCGUGAGCCCAUCGCUAAGACAGUGCACAGUCCGAAACGGUGCAACGGCAACAAUGUCCACAAACAGUGGCGGCAGCGCUGGUGGACAGUACCCAGCGAACGUAGCAGUAUCCAACUACCACGAUAUUUACGUUCAACAGCCGGGCCAGGAGGAAGUAGAUAGCAGAAAUACGACCACCGCAACACCUCCACCGUUACCACAGCCGAUAGUGAUAGUGACCGCACAGCUGGGCACACAGGCCAGAAGCGAAAGCAGCCUUCUCUACUACCCAACCGCACCGCCCGUACCGUACAGCGAGCUUGGCGAACCGAGCACCUCACGCCGGGGCGAACCGCCCAGCUACGAUGAGGCGGUCGAUGUGGAAGCGCCCCCACCGUCCUACGAUUCCCUGUUCGGGCGGGUCCGGGAGGCGCGCAAAACUUCCCGAGGAAUACUGGAUUUUUUAGUCAACAUUGUUAUACUGGUGCUCGGAACGCUCGGCUGCACCAUUGCCCUGGGCAUAACGAUCGUCAUACCGGUGUGUAUGAUCGUGUUCGGUUCCAUCUACCUGUACGAUUGCCCGCAGGGUGAAUACAUACCGGUGUAUCUGCUGGUAGGCGGCGGGUUCGGUGUGCUGAAACAGUUGCUCCAUCUCUCGACCCGGGUCCGCAGCCGGGAGGAGCAGGAGCUGGAACGGUUGCGACAAACGCCAACGCAGACACUCAUCAACUGCUUCAUGCUCGGGUGGUUCAUAAUCGGGUCGUUCUGGAUCUACCAAAUCUACGAACCGAACUACGAUCCGUCGCUGGGCAAGUACUGCAACAAGUCCCUGUACCUGUUCACCUUCUGGCUCAUCACGUCCGUCUACAUGAUGCUGUUCGUCGUGACGAUCGUGCUGUGCAGUGUCAGCAUCAUCAGCCUUUGCUUUCACCGGCAAACCUAACCGGUACUGCCAAACGUUACGACGGAUACGGGCCCUGCACAGCCUCCUCACCUGACCAAUGCGCACCACUAGAAGGACCACCAGCUGUCGGGUUCGGGCUUUUCGCGAACACACGCACUGGCACUCUUUUCCUAGUUGUGUGGAGCCUUUUUUUCCAUUCGUUUCACACAUCUAUGUGUUUGAUCAGACGAUCGCAGCACGAUCGAGAUCAUCUGUUGACUAAUAUUUCGAUUGUUGCCCCAAUGUAUUUUUUUUUUCACCUUCUUUUGCGAUCGUACAAUCGCUGUGAUCUGCACCUAAUAGCACAAAACUGUCGUAACAAGCAUAACUCGAAGAAAAACAAAUGCGUUGAGCGUGUUUGGGAGUCUGUGGGGGUUUUUUUAAAUUAUUCUUUAAUGUGGUAAAUCCAUAUUGGUUGGAAAAUUAGUCACUAUUCACGUGACUAUUUCCUUCGAUCGAUUACGCACCCCAGUUUUUUUUAAAAACAAUUUGUGAAAAGGUCCUCUUCGACUGUUACGCUUAAGCCACAUUUUUCAAUUGUCCGUUUGAAAAGGAACUUCUCUUCCAGCAAAUGAAGAACUGACCAAGCAGUAAAUUGCUUCUCUCUAUCGAUUUCCCUCCUAGAACAUAUUAUACUUCCAUUUUUUAGUGCUUUCUUUUCAAUUGUUUAAAAGCAUAUAUAUAUGUAUAAGUUAAAGCGAGCGAGUGUGCCACAUGUGUGCUUCUCAAACUCCCUGUUUUUGUGCUCCUCAUUUGCUUUCUUAAAACAGAAAUUGAAGCGGAGCGCACCGCAGCCGUCUGUGAGCGGAAGCCAGUAUCGCUAACGGCGUAGAAACAAUGCGUCCUAUUUCGUUCGGUCUAUUUACAACCAAACUUAAAGCCUCGAAUUUUUCAAAGCAUGUACCUAUGCGCCUAUGCUUCCUUUAUGCUUUUGAAAUAGAGGGGGGAGGGCUUUGGUGAACAUAAAAAACGCCAAAUCUAUAGUGUACAGAAACAGUGAAGCACACACACACACACACAAAAAGCUGCGUUCGGUGUCGCACAUGAUUUAAAUGUUUAGAUAUAACUAUAUAUAUAAAUAAAUAUAUGAUAACCCAUAAGCCAGUUAAAAAUACACAUACACACAAAGAACAGUUUAGUUAAGCGAGGAAGCUUGCUGUUUUCCGUUUGCCAACAAUGCACGCGUUUGGUGGCACAUGUGGCACAGCAGCAGCAUUGUGUGUACAUGUGUGUAUCUAUAUAUUUUUUUUAAAAAAUCACCCCACAAAGCAACACCGCAAUGAUAAGUGGUGUAUUAAAUUAACGUUUAAUGAAGUGUGUAAUACCACAAAGAUUAUACAUACACAUACAUAUAUAUAUACGCAAUCGGUUUAUACAAAACAACACACAGAGAAUUAAGGGGCAGCUUCAUAAAACAGACCAAAAGUAAGAAACUAGCAAACAACGCCAUAAACCUGUGCGUAUGGCGUAUAAAUAAUGUGGAGUAACAUUUACAAGAGACCCCUUGAUGAGUAAAAAUGAGUAGGGGAAAAACCACGUCCUCUCUUACACAAGCACAUUUGGGCCAAAAGCUCCCAUUUGUACUGGGAAAGUCCUCAAACCUAACGAGCAGAGAGAGAGAGAGAGAGAGAAUGGGCUUACAGUAUAUGACGCGCAAUAUGACGGGCCAGUACUGCUUAGUUUAUACAUCGCUUAUCCGUUUUCCAACUUCUCCCAGUACUGCAGUUUCAAGUCCGCGGCCAAAAGAGAGAAAGAAAGAAAGAAAAAAAGAUCAGAACAUCCUAAGGCAUAUACGAUGUUGUACUACUGAUACGAUACACGAUUCCAUUUCAUCUCACUGAACAGAAUCAAUAAACACAAAACUAUUGGAGACAACCCUGGCAAGCAGUGUGUGUCUGAUGAGGAGUA